GGGGGUGGAGGGAGGAGAGGGAGAAAAACUAAAGGAGGCUCCCGGCAGGCAGAUCAAUGUGGAGCUGGUAAGGCGCUGCGACCGGCCCGCCAGCAUCCCGCCGGCAGCCGCGGCCGCAGCCGGGAGGACGAGCGCGCCCUCCCCAGCGCGGAAGAGGCCAGAGAGAAGGAGAUCUGACUUGUGGAGGGACUUCAGUCUGGGCUGUUAUUCUUGGAGGACUGGGGAAAUGAGGGCAUAUCCUUCCUGCCCUUAUAGUCUGCAACUGAAGACACCUUUCAGGAGGCUGUGAGGGCUGCUGAAGAUGUCCGAUAGUCUGGAUAUUGAAGAGAAACCUCCAGCCCCACCAUUGAGAAUGAACAGCAACAAUCGCGAUUCUUCAGCACUAAACCACAGUUCAAAACCGCUCCCCAUGGCCCCUGAGGAGAAGAACAAGAAAGCCAGGCUUCGCUCCAUCUUCCCAGGAGGAGGGGAUAAAACCAACAAGAAGAAAGAGAAAGAACGUCCUGAGAUCUCUCUUCCUUCAGACUUUGAACACACCAUUCAUGUGGGAUUUGAUGCCGUCACUGGAGAAUUCACACCAGAUCUCUAUGGCUCACAGAUGUGCACAGGGAAGCUCCCAGAGGGCAUUCCAGAGCAGUGGGCCAGGCUACUACAGACCUCCAACAUAACAAAACUGGAACAGAAGAAGAACCCACAAGCUGUUCUAGAUGUUCUCAAAUUUUAUGAUUCCAAAGAAACAGUUAACAACCAGAAAUAUAUGAGCUUUACGUCAGGAGAUAAAAGCGCCCAUGGAUAUAUAGAAGCCCAUCCUUCGAGCACAAAAACAGCAUCAGAACCCCCCUUAGCUCCCUCUGUUUCUGAAGAAGAGGAUGAAGAUGAUGAAGAAGAGGAAGAUGACAAUGAACCUCCACCUGUUAUUGCACCACGGCCUGAACAUACAAAAUCAAUCUACACACGCUCUGUAAUUGAACCUGCCGCUGCACCAGCACCAGCUAAAGAAGCCACCACUCCCCAACCUGAAAACUCAAACACAAAUACUUUGUACAGAAACACAGACCGGCAGCGAAAAAAAUCCAAGAUGACAGAUGAGGAGAUCCUAGAGAAACUGAGGAGCAUUGUGAGCGUGGGAGAUCCUAAGAAGAAGUACACUCGAUUUGAAAAAAUUGGCCAAGGGGCAUCGGGAACUGUUUAUACAGCAAUCGACAUUGCCACAGGGCAAGAGGUGGCCAUAAAGCAAAUGAAUCUCCAACAACAGCCCAAAAAGGAACUAAUUAUUAAUGAAAUCCUGGUCAUGAGGGAAAAUAAGAACCCAAAUAUUGUUAACUAUUUAGACAGCUACCUAGUCGGUGAUGAACUCUGGGUGGUUAUGGAAUACUUGGCUGGAGGCUCUUUAACCGACGUUGUUACAGAGACGUGUAUGGAUGAAGGACAGAUAGCAGCUGUCUGUAGGGAGUGCCUGCAAGCACUGGAUUUCCUUCAUUCAAACCAAGUGAUUCACAGAGACAUCAAAAGUGACAAUAUUCUUCUCGGAAUGGAUGGAUCUGUCAAAUUGACUGAUUUUGGCUUCUGUGCUCAGAUCACCCCUGAGCAGAGUAAACGGAGCACAAUGGUUGGGACUCCUUACUGGAUGGCACCAGAAGUGGUGACAAGAAAAGCAUACGGCCCCAAAGUGGACAUCUGGUCACUUGGGAUCAUGGCAAUAGAAAUGGUGGAAGGAGAACCUCCUUACCUUAAUGAAAAUCCUCUCAGGGCGCUGUAUCUGAUAGCUACGAACGGGACACCAGAGCUGCAGAACCCGGAGCGACUGUCCGCUGUGUUUCGCGACUUUCUGAACUGCUGCCUGGAGAUGGACGUGGACAGGCGAGGGUCUGCCAAGGAACUUCUGCAGCAUCCAUUUUUAAAAUUAGCCAAGCCUCUCUCCAGCCUGACUCCUCUGAUCAUUGCAGCAAAGGAAGCGAUUAAGAACAGCAGCCGCUAGCGCUUCAAGCCGGCUUUCUCCCAUGCCAGCUCAGAGCAGGACUGAGAACAAAAACUCUAUAAAACCUCAACUCUUGUGCUGCAGGACAGAUGGAUGGAUGAACAAACCAACGGUCACAGUCAUGGUGGUAGGAGGGAGAACAACCCAGUCCCUCAAGGAGUAAAAAAUUAUCAUUUGUCUUC
This is a messenger RNA of Aquila chrysaetos chrysaetos, 2160 nucleotides long. It is a transcript of the gene PAK3, whose product is annotated as p21 (RAC1) activated kinase 3. Gene Ontology annotation, cellular component: cytoplasm. The transcript is spliced from 17 exons. Gene Ontology annotation, molecular function: ATP binding; protein serine/threonine kinase activity. NCBI's taxonomy places the organism in Eukaryota, Metazoa, Chordata, Aves, Accipitriformes, Accipitridae. Bases 302 to 1978 code for a protein of 558 amino acids. Gene Ontology annotation, biological process: regulation of axonogenesis; intracellular signal transduction; regulation of MAPK cascade. The record is from RefSeq and is a predicted model, not a curated record.